AUGCAAGACGACGAUCGUGAUCUGGAGGAUCAGAAUGACAAACUUGCUGCAUUUGGUCAGCGCCAGGGUGUCCGAGGCAUUGCCGCCUUACCACAUUAUCAGUCCUGGAUACAGCAGCAUACUUCAAGGAACAACACUUGGCGCUCUGUGAAGACCAAAUACCACAGAGCUCGGAAGUUCGUGCUGCGUAUUCAAGAUAUUCCGCCUACGAAAGACGGCAGGCAUAUUGACUUGGACGCCUCUCGAAAGACAACACUACUCGACGAGCGAACAAACAAAACAUAUAUCACCAACUACAUUCGUUCUAGCAGAUAUACUGCUUGGAACUUUGUGCCUCGCCAGCUGUUUGCACAAUUCUCCAAGCUUGCUAAUUUCUAUUUCCUUUGUGUUUCCAUCUUACAAAUGAUACCCGGUCUCAGUACCACAGGAACGUAUACCACGAUCAUUCCAUUACUAUUCUUUGUUGCUCUUUCCAUGGGAAAGGAAGGUUACGACGAUCUACGACGUUACCGCCUGGAUAAGACGGAGAAUAACCGCGAAGCUUCCGUGCUCCAUGCAUAUCGUCCAAUUACCGCAUCUGACACACAAGCUGAAGAAGGAAGUGCUAAUGCUGGUGGUCCGAUUCACUGGGCCAAGACGAAAUGGCAAAAUCUCCAGGUUGGAGACAUUGUCAGACUGGAAAGGGACGAAUCUAUACCAGCCGACAUGGUCUUACUGAGCUCGAAAGGUGCCAAUGGCAUUGCAUAUAUUGAAACUAUGGCUCUGGAUGGAGAGACGAAUCUUAAGAGCAAGCAAGCCACGGCCAAUCUAGCUAAACAGUGCGAUACGCCGGAGCGCAUCGCGUCUUGCCAUGCUCAUUUUGUUGUCGAAGAUCCCAACAUCGACCUUUACAACUUCGAGGGCAAGGUGACCUUAAACGGUGAGACAGCUCCAUUGAGCAACAACGAGAUCAUUUACCGUGGCAGUGUCUUAAGAAACACACCUGAGGCGUACGGAAUGGUCAUCUACAGUGGUGAAGAGUGUAAGAUCCGUAUGAACUCGAACAAGAACCCUCGGAUCAAGGCUCCCGCACUACAGGCCAUUGUCAACAAGGUGGUCAUUGUCAUUGUUAUCUUUGUCAUUCUUCUGGCAAUCUUCAACACAGUGGCAUACCAAAUCUGGCGUAAGGGGACCGAAGACGAUUCAUGGUAUCUCAACAAUGCCAGAGUCGCGUUCUUCCCUGUUCUCACGAGUUUCAUCAUCAUGUUCAAUACCAUGAUUCCUCUAUCGCUCUAUGUGAGUAUGGAGAUUGUCAAGGUGUGGCAGAUGGUGCUACUUAACGACAUCGAUAUGUAUGAUGAAGUCACCAACACACCAUUCGAAGCGAGAACAUCAACCAUCAAUGAGGAACUGGGUCAGAUCAGCUAUGUCUUUUCCGACAAGACAGGCACGUUGACAGAUAACAUGAUGAAGUUCCGCAAGCUUAGCGUAGCUGGUACGGCUUGGUUGCAUGACAUUGACUUGCAAGACAAGCAAGAUGAGUCUGAGAUGCUCAUACACAAGAAGCGGAGCCAAAAGAGCAAGGGCAAGAAGCCGAUACGCAAAUCGACAACGUCCAACAUUACAUGCGAUCAUAAACUAGAUUGUGCGGAUGAUCAGAUCGAAUUCGGAGAGACUGGUCGCAAGUCAACCUCACAAUGGACCUCUUCGGCGAGACCUGGAAAGGCACAACCUGAGCUAAGCACGAAAACGAUGAUUCGUUACAUUCAACGGAAGCCAUUCACAUUGUUCGCCAAGAAAGCUCGUAUGCUUUUGUUGUCGAUGGCACUCUGUCAUACCUGCUUGCCAGAGACACAGGACGAUGGAAAGAUUGAUUUUCAGGCAUCUUCUCCUGACGAACUGGCUCUUGUAAGAGCAGCACAAGAGCUGGGCUAUCUGGCUAUGGACAGAGAGUCUGCAAUCCUGACCAUCAAGACCUUUCCUAAUGGUGUGAACCAAGAGCCCGUUCUCGAACGAUACGAGAUCCUGGACGUCAUCGAGUUCUCAAGCAAGAGAAAGCGAAUGUCUGUCACUGUACGCUUCCCUGAUGGUCGCGUCUGUGUAAUCUGCAAAGGAGCCGACACUAUUGUAAUGCAAAGACUCAAAUUGGCAUCACUAGCGAACCAGAAGAUGGUCGAGAUUGAAAAGCGAACGAGCAUUCGUAAGAGUCUGGAAGCAAAGGAAGCCAUUCGUCGACGAAGUGAACAGCACGAACGGUCAAGCAUCGCUCGUCCCAGCUUCUCAAGACCUAGUUUUGCAAUGUCUGUUGGUCGACCUAGCAUCGGUGGUGUACCGCGAACUAGUGUGGGAACUACUAGACUACAGCCCGUCCGUGAUGGGCUGAAUGUCUGGCUCAAAGAACGCGAAAGUGAGGUUGACGUGUCUAACCAUGAGGAGACAACUCAGCAUUACUCUCCACGACCCUCAACUCAACUGAAUAGCCGACAAUCUCUCGCCCCUUCCGAGGCUCGUAGCUCUUUGUCUUACGAUGACCUUGGCCAGGAUGAGCUAGUCGAAGAGUCGCUUGUCACUGACGAGGCCACCGUACUCGAGCGCUGCUUCCAGCAUAUUAACGAUUUCGCGACAGAGGGUCUGAGGACCCUGUUGUACGGAUAUCGAUUCCUCGAUGACCAAGAAUACCUUGGAUGGAAGAAGUUGUACCACGAUGCCACGACGAGCUUGGUGAACCGUCAAAAGAUGAUAGAAGAUGCAGGCGAGAUCAUCGAAAGGGACUUGGAUCUUGGAGGUGCGACUGCUAUCGAGGAUAAGCUUCAGAAGGGCGUACCGGAAGCCAUCGACAAACUCAGACGUGCAAACAUCAAGAUGUGGAUGUUGACGGGAGACAAGAGAGAGACGGCUAUCAAUAUUGGCCACUCUUGUCGUCUCAUCAAGGACUACUCGGCGGUCACAAUUCUGGAUCACGAGACGGGACAAGUGGAGCAGCGCAUAGCGGCUACCAUACUUGAUAUCAACAGCAACAAAGUGGCGCACUCCGUUGUCGUUAUCGAUGGUCAGACGCUGGCUCUGCUGGAGGAUGACGAGUAUCUGCGCGGGCUUUUCUAUGAGCUUGCAGUGCUUGCGGACUCAGUCAUCUGCUGUCGUGCCUCUCCUAGCCAGAAAGCCGGACUUGUGUCGGCUGUGCGAAAGAGAGUCAAGAAUAGCAUUACGCUUGCUAUAGGCGACGGCGCCAAUGAUAUUGCCAUGAUUCAAGAAGCGCACGUCGGUAUUGGUAUCACCGGAAAAGAGGGUCUGCAAGCAGCUCGUACAUCUGACUACUCAAUUGCUCAGUUCCGCUUCCUGGUCAAGUUGUUGCUUGUUCAUGGUCGCUGGAACUACAUUCGAAUCUGCAAGUACACAGUCGGCACUUUCUGGAAAGAGUUUUUGUUUUACUUGACUCAGGCACUCUACCAACGCUGGGCUGGCUACACCGGUACUUCAUUGUACGAGUCUUGGUCACUUAGUAUGUUCAACACUCUGUUCACCAGUCUACCCGUCAUUUUCCUUGGUAUUUUCGAGAAGGAUCUCCUGCCUCAGACGUUGAUUGCCGUACCUGAACUAUACACCAAGGGUCAGCGCAAUGGAGGCUUCAACUUCAAGAUCUUUCUAGCUUGGAUAUUCAUGGCAUCGAGCGAGGCGAUCAUGGUCUAUUUCAUCAUGUUCGGAUUGUAUGCUCAAGCCAUCUUCACCAAAGAUCAAGGACUAUACGCGAUCGGAUCCUUGACAUUUACAGCAUGCAUCAUCCUCAUCAGUAUGAAGCUGCAGGUCAUUGAGAUUCAUAACAAGUCUAUCAUGGCUGUAAUCGCUUGCUUCCUAUCAAUUGGUGGAUGGUUCUUGUGGAUGAUCAUCCUCGCAUCAAUCUAUGCGGACAAUGUAACCUACAACGUCAAGGACAGCUUCUUCGUACGCUUCGGAGACAAUCUACUCUGGUGGCUCACAUUGCUACUGAUCAUAAUAGCGACCAUGUGGUUCGAGUUUGGAGUGCGAAGCUUCAAGUCAGCAUACUUCCCCACCGACGUCGAUCUUUUCCAGACCUACGAGCGCGACUUGGAUAUUCGGAAGCGAUUUGAAGAAGCAGCUGCCAUGGAACUACAAGCAGGAUGGCAUCACGGCACCAAGAAAUCGAGCUUCGAACAGCAGCGCGAGCAAGAAGCCCAGGCGAUCCGCGAGAAUGAAAUCCAAGACCUUCUUGAUCGACCGAGAGUCAUGGAAGAAGGUGGUGCGAAAGCCGGUGUUACAAUGGAAGAGCAGACUGUCUUUGUUGAAGACGGGCCCAAGAGACCGUCGACCGAUAUCCAAGAGAUGCUGUCUCGGAGAUUUGGAUCGGUGCAACAAGGAGGCAUCGAUGUGAAUAAGAAGUAA
Aureobasidium subglaciale EXF-2481 is the source of this 4377-nucleotide messenger RNA. RefSeq lists its product as uncharacterized. Gene Ontology annotation, cellular component: plasma membrane. The transcript is spliced from 2 exons. The coding region runs from base 1 to 4377 and encodes 1458 amino acids. Gene Ontology annotation, biological process: intracellular protein transport; endocytic recycling; post-Golgi vesicle-mediated transport. NCBI's taxonomy places the organism in Eukaryota, Fungi, Ascomycota, Dothideomycetes, Dothideales, Saccotheciaceae. The record is from RefSeq and is a predicted model, not a curated record. Gene Ontology annotation, molecular function: ATPase-coupled intramembrane lipid carrier activity; ATP binding; ATP hydrolysis activity.